This is a messenger RNA of Aphanomyces invadans, 463 nucleotides long. RefSeq lists its product as hypothetical. The annotation marks the transcript as partial. The transcript has a single exon. Lineage: Eukaryota; Oomycota; Saprolegniomycetes; Saprolegniales; Verrucalvaceae. The record is from RefSeq and is a predicted model, not a curated record.
CAACGCUCAGUUUUGUGUUCUCGGCGACGGAUGGAUUUGAAGGCUGUCGACAUUGUCGGUGUCUCGAGUGGUGAAGGCACGCGAUCGUGCACAUGCCAUGAGAUCUGUGGCGAUAGCCUGACAGUUGAUGACCUCGUUGUGUUCCGUCUUGCCAUCCAAGGCACCAGCGACAACCUGGAAGAGGUAAUCAAGGUAUAUCGACUGGUAGCUACCGAGCAAAGCUGCCAUGUUGGGUACCUUCCUCUACGAUUGCUCAAGUACAAAGAAUCGCUUCAAAACAAGAUCGCCUUGGUCGUAGAAGACCUACGAGUAUCACCCAGUCGAUCGGAACGCGCGCGCUCGGAACGCAACGUCGGUGUGGUGAAGGCUGUACUCUUCCAGCACAUUCAAGAGUACCACGAAUCAAUUGGAAUGUAGAGUAAAGAUGUAUUGAUCUAAACUACCACCCCAUAGCCACAUUUGC